This is a messenger RNA of Symbiodinium pilosum, 627 nucleotides long. The record is from the annotation of a GenBank genome assembly. Lineage: Eukaryota; Dinophyceae; Suessiales; Symbiodiniaceae.
AUGAGCUCCCGGGGGGUUUCACUGGUCUUCUCACCAAAUCAGGCUUCGCUCUAUUCAGCAGAUGAGGAGUGCAACAUCUAUGAAUGGGACAUUGUCUCAGGUCGUUGCCGGCAGAAGCUUAAGGAGCCGUGGAGUGUUCGCAUCCAAUGUCUGGCCAUCAGUGCCAAUGAGAAAGCGAAGCUCGCCAUUGGCAGCUCGACUGGUAACAUUGAUGUCUUUGAUGUUGGUGCCAAGCUCUCCGCGGAGCCUAACCACAGCAUCGGCAACCUCACAACAAGAAUCGACGCACUCAGGUUCAGCUCUGACGGCCAAAUUCUAGCAGCAGCUUCGCGUCUCAAACCUGGCGCGAUGAAGCUGGUACACACUGGGACUAUGACUGUCUUUCAGAACUGGCCGACACAAAGAACGCCGCUGCAUCGUGUCUCUGCUUUGGACUUCUCCUGUCAGGGGGGAGUGCUGGCGGUUGGCAACGAAGCAGGGCGGGUGAAACUGACAUGUUUUGUUCCUGCUUUGAUUCUUUCUCCUGGAAGAGAGCGCUUGGGAAACCUCUGUGGAACAUUGCAAUCGCUGCUCGUCUGCCUUGGCCCAGCUCUGUGCGCGGCGCCAAGGAAGUCGCGGUCACAAUAG